Messenger RNA from Nyctereutes procyonoides (raccoon dog), 1240 nucleotides. It is a transcript of the gene GALR2, whose product is annotated as galanin receptor 2. The record is from RefSeq and is a predicted model, not a curated record. Gene Ontology annotation, biological process: positive regulation of cytosolic calcium ion concentration; negative regulation of adenylate cyclase activity; adenylate cyclase-modulating G protein-coupled receptor signaling pathway. Lineage: Eukaryota; Metazoa; Chordata; Mammalia; Carnivora; Canidae. The transcript is spliced from 2 exons. Gene Ontology annotation, cellular component: membrane. The coding region runs from base 77 to 1240 and encodes 387 amino acids. Gene Ontology annotation, molecular function: galanin receptor activity.
UGCAACCGCGGGAGCGCCGGGCUCCCCGGAACCCAGACGGCGGCAGGAGCUCGGGCAGCCCCGGGUCGGGGGCGCCAUGAACGGCUCGGGCGGCCCCGGGGCCGAGGACGCGAGGGAGGCGGGCGGCAGGGACGGCUGGCAGCCCGAGGCGGUUAUCGUGCCCAUGCUGUUCGCGCUCAUCUUCUUGGUGGGCACCGUGGGCAACGCCCUGGUGCUGGCGGUGCUGCUGCGCGGCGGCCAGGCGGUCAGCACCACCAACCUGUUCAUCCUCAACCUGGGCGUGGCCGACCUGUGCUUCAUCCUGUGCUGCGUGCCCUUCCAGGCCACCAUCUACACCCUGGACGGCUGGGUGUUCGGCUCGCUGCUCUGCAAGGCCGUGCACUUCCUCAUCUUCCUCACCAUGUACGCCAGCAGCUUCACGCUGGCCGCCGUCUCCCUGGACAGAUACCUGGCCAUCCGCUACCCGCUGCACUCUCGCGAGCUGCGCACGCCUCGAAACGCGCUGGCUGCCAUCGGGCUCAUCUGGGGGCUGUCGCUGCUCUUCUCCGGGCCCUACCUGAGUUACUACCGCCAGUCGCAGCUGGCCAACCUGACUGUGUGCCACCCGGCGUGGAGCGCGCCUCGCCGCCGCGCCAUGGACCUCUGCACCUUCGUCUUCAGCUACCUGCUGCCCAUGCUGGUGCUCGGCCUGACCUACGCGCGCACCCUGCGCUACCUCUGGCGCGCGGUUGACCCGGUGGCCGCGGGCUCCAGCGCCCGGCGCGCCAAGCGCAAGGUGACGCGCAUGAUCAUCAUCGUGGCGGCGCUCUUCUGCCUCUGCUGGAUGCCUCACCACGCGCUUAUCCUCUGCGUGUGGUUCGGCCGCUUCCCGCUUACGCCUGCCACGUACGCGCUGCGCAUCUUCUCGCACCUGGUCUCCUAUGCCAACUCCUGUGUCAACCCCAUCGUCUACGCGCUCGUCUCCAAGCACUUCCGCAAGGGCUUCCGCAAGAUCUGUGCGGGGCUGCUGCGCCGUGCCCCUCGGAGAGCCUCAGGCCGCGUGUGCAUCGCGGCGCAGGGCCCCCGAGGCAGCAGCGUGCUGGAGCGCGAGUCCACCGACCUGACGCACGUGAGCGAGGCGGCCGGGUCCCCCGCCCCUGUGCUGGCGCCUCUCAGCAGCCCAGCCUUGAGCCUGGUGCCCGGCCCGUCCUGGCGGGACCGAAAUGCCCCCAGUGGCAUCCCGACGGUUAAUGCGACCUGA